GGCGGGCCCCAGGGAGCUGGCAGGGCAGGGCGGGCCGGCAGCGCCGCCAUCUUCGGGCGGAUGGCUGCCUGCGGCUGGUGCCGGGGCCGGGCGGCGCGGGCUCUGCGGACGGCGGGCGGCAGCCUCUGGGGGCCGUGGGGGGCGGUACCCGAGCCGAGGGCGGUAAGUGUCCCCUCCUCCAGCCUCUGCUCCGAGAGGGAGAGCAGCGUGUCGUACCAGGAGCUCAAGGACCUGAAGAAAGCCAACGUCCUCCACAUCGAUGUUCGAGAGAGGUGGGAGAUCGACAGAGAUGGGAAAAUCCCGGCAUCCAUCAACAUACCAUUGAAUGAGUUAGUGGAAGCUUUGCAGAUGAAUCCAGCAGACUUUAAGGAGCAGUACAAUCAGAAGAUGCCUGCCAAGUCAGACCAUGUGGUUUUCUCCUGCUUUGCAGGAACAAGAAGUAAACAAGCACUGAGUUUUGCUACUUCCCUGGGUUUCAGCAGAGUUCAGCACUAUGCUGGUGGCUUUGAGGACUGGGCAAAACAUGAGUCUCCACAGAAAAAAUGAAGAUGACAUCCUUCAGCUUCUUUCCCAUUUCCUCAUGUAAAUGGGCAUUUCAUUAGCCAUGCAUAUUAACUGCUUUGUUUAAAUUAAGGACUAUGAAAUGAACAGAAGAUGUUAAAUUUGUUCAGCCUUUAAUUUGCACUACGCUAUUUGCUGGAAGAAAGUGACAAGAAUUUUAAUGUUUUUGGCUACUAGGAUUUUUGUAUGAUUUGUUUUAUGACUGUUUAAACAAAUGGUGAUAGUAUGCAUAAAAUUAUCCUUCCCAAAUAGCUUCAUUGUGUAGCUUGCUUAGAUUAACUGCAGUUUAAUGGAAUUGGUGUAAGUGUCCUAAGCACAGGUUUAUUAUUCUUCAUGUAUAGCUGUAUUUUUAAGUUUUUUGCCAUGUUAUCAAGAGCAUACAAUGGGAAACUGACUUACUGUUCAAAACGCGGGAUUCCUUAUUUUAGAAGUAUAUCCAUUUAUAUACACUGGUCUGCUUCUGAGCACAAAAUGCAAUAGCAUGCAAUAAACUUGUUCUUUUCCCUUAGCAGUUCAGUAUCAAGUGAGAACUUGCCCACAUUUAUUUGAAGUUGUUAUUAUGGAGAUGUAAUUAUCGUAGGCUCAAAAAUUUGAGGUGUCUAAGAAAGCUACCUAACUCCCUGCCUUCUUCUCUGUACAUAAAUUUGUAUAUCUGAAAUGUUAAAAAGAAACCAAACCCAUCCCAUCCCCACCUAUAAAUUUGCAUAGUCAUAAUUCUAAGGAUUGUUUUUUUGGUUUGCCUGUUUUAAUGCUGUUAGCAGUUCAAGGGAACUAGCAAAGCCAAAUUUCUCUGGCCUCUGGAAAACUACAGAAGGCCAUGACUCUGCAGGAUGUCUGGAAAAAGGGAGUAAAAUGUCUGGUUCUGCUCCAAGAAUCAGCAACAAUCUGUCACACGUCUGUGUGGCAGGUAUGUGUCUAAAUGAGAGGAAAUUACAUUUGUUCAUGUAGCAUCACCUGUUUACAGAUUUCCUUGUAUGACUGUGAAUAGCCUGCUCAAGCUGUUGGUAAGAUAGAGUUACACAUGGAUUCGUUUGUUAAUGCACAUUCAUACAGAUGUAAUAUUUGAAUGUAGUUCUACACCAGAACUUCACCUAUGUUAAGAGGACCCUUACAUUACCUAAACUCCAACUCAGCUUUCCCAAAGCACCAUUUUGCCACCUGCAUAGCUUACUCUGUUCCCCUAGAGGGAGAAUAAUUGUUUGAGGUUUGGUGUCUUCCGUCCACCAAGCUUUUGAUGUUCCUGUUAUGGGACGAUCAGUUCCUUUUACUUCUUAACUUACUUCAAAGACCUCAGGUAUCUGCUUUAUUUUUUGUCUCUGAUGCUUUUCAAAUAAUACCUAACUUUCAUGCCAAGUUACGCCAUUAACUGGGUUGGCCUCCUUGAAUAAUUCAGAGAAUUUCUGACUCUUCAUGUCUUCGUUGGACAUCCUAUAUAUGGUAAAACCUUCAAAUUUCGUUUGGGGACCAAACCAAUCAUAACAAGAGAUCCUAUAUUCUCUGGAUUUAGAGAACUAAAUUCCAUUAAGAAAUUAAAUUUUGGAAGGAAGAGAUUUAAAGAAACACAAACCUCUUAGUAAGUGCAGAAUUGUUACCAAUUGGAAAAAAUAAAAAAAUUGCCACAUUCUUUGGCACAGACCAGUUGGCAUUUUACCAGCUGCACAGUGGAGUAGUCAAAAGGGUGUAGAUAGAGUCAAAGACUCAGCCUAGGCUAUGGAUUCCUUCAGUACAUCCUUACUUCGCUAAGUGGCAGGCAAGGAUAGAGCACAAAUGGCAGAAGCGUUUUGCUCCUGAAGAAAGCCUUUCCCAGAAUCCAGCCUUGUUGGAUGAUGAUGAGAAACUGAGGGGGAAGUUUGUAGAAUUAGUAGAGUGCAUUAAGAAAUCUUAACAUAAGUUUUCUGAUACUCAGUAGUAGAUGUUAUCUCAGUCAUUAAACACCUUUUAAAGGCCAUUUAAAACAAUGGAAAUAAACAACUAAGAGAUUGAAA
Messenger RNA from Numida meleagris (helmeted guineafowl), 2546 nucleotides. It is a transcript of the gene TSTD3, whose product is annotated as thiosulfate sulfurtransferase (rhodanese)-like domain containing 3. The transcript has 4 exons. Gene Ontology annotation, cellular component: mitochondrion. NCBI's taxonomy places the organism in Eukaryota, Metazoa, Chordata, Aves, Galliformes, Numididae. The coding region runs from base 61 to 546 and encodes 161 amino acids. The record is from RefSeq and is a predicted model, not a curated record. Gene Ontology annotation, molecular function: thiosulfate-cyanide sulfurtransferase activity.